Molecule: messenger RNA, 2613 nt
Organism: Colletotrichum destructivum
Lineage: Eukaryota; Fungi; Ascomycota; Sordariomycetes; Glomerellales; Glomerellaceae
Exons: 2
Coding region: 2299-2613 (104 amino acids)
Source: RefSeq, a predicted model, not a curated record
CCUUACUAUAUCAACUUAGUACUGACCCUUCAACAUUGAUCGGCCCCAUCAGACUUUGGUCUAUUUGUGCAUCUUUUGCUUUCAAAUAUUCAGCAUUGCACAAAUCCACAUCUCGUAUGUUGCUAUAUGGGUAUUUAAACAUAGACCAGUUGAUCGACGCAGCGCCACGAUCCACCACUUUACUCAUUUACUCCCCCCUCUGCGGCGGACUCGAUCCCCGAAUGGAACGACUCCGACUUACUCCAAAAUCUCAUGAGAUUACUCCGCCGGCCUGAUGGAUGCGGACCAUUGUCACUUGAAGUCGAGGAUCUGGUAAAAAUGGUUGUCGACGAAGACGCAUCACUAGACAGUCGAGGAAAUGCCGACCCAUGCUCCUGCAGGAGCCGCUUGAUAUCUGAUUCAGCCAACCCAGCGUUGUUGGCUGCUUGAAUAGCAUUUGCGCCAUUGGCAUCAGUGAGGCGAGGGUCCGCUCCGUGGGAUAGCAGGGCUUGAUCAUCCCAAUCUUGCGCGAGCUUCUCGCGACAACCUGGAUUGCGGCGAGCAACGGAGUACACACGUUGGUACAACUUGCGUAGGGAGACAACAUCGGCCCUCGCCUUGUCUGAUGGCAGAUGUUGGUGUAGGCUCCCUCUUCUAAAGGAAACCGAACCAUCUUUUCGUUCCCCAUCUCGCAAGCCAUGAAUAGAGCCGUCUUGCCCGAGUUGUCGAUGACGUCCAGCAAAAUAGAGGUAUUGUUGAGUAGGAGCUUAGCCACGUUGACACCCCCCACCUUGCUUUGGCACCGAUGUAGUGGACUCAGCCCUGUGCUGUCACGGACGUCGGCUCGAGCACCGUUUUGCAACAGCAGGCCAACACAAUCGCGGUUUUUCGUUGACGCCACAAAUAGCAGCGGCGUCGGGAUACCAGGGUCGCCGCCAGUUUCGAGACUGGCAACAUGCCCUACCAUCCGCCUCAGAACAUCUACAUUCUCAUCUUGAAUUGCUUUGUGGAGCGGCGAUGUACGACUUAUGAAAUCGCAAGUUUCAAACCGAAAGCCGCUCGACGUGUCGAUGUCGAAGCUGCUUUCUCGACACCAGGCCAAGGCCUGAGACAGUUCUCUCAUUGCCGACGGUCUUCUGGGGCCCGGAAUGUCUUCUGACUCUGGAGGUGAUGCUGGGCGACUCGUCAAGGGUAUGACGGCGGUGUUUACCCGGACUUCCACCCCUCGUGGUUCAUCGAGAGCUCCGUCAAGUUGCAAGGCUUUGAUAUACAAGUCAGCCGUUUCUUGUACUAAGUUAGUUGACUGGCAUAGGAUCCUGGGUCUUUCGACCCUUAAGAGCCCGACUGAGAAAUGUCUCGGCCUGUUUGAGGUUUCCAAGUUUGAUGUAGAGGCAUCCAAGAUCGUGGUACAAGCGGCUACGCCUCUCUACAUCUCUGAACCCAUCAGGCUGCUUGACCUCCUUCUUGUAAGAGCUUUUGAAGUACCGUUUUCGCCUCUAGGGUCACCUCUUCUGUCUCACUUCUCAAAUUGAUAUCGGCCAGUUUCUCCUUCAUGGCAGCUUGCUCUGCAAAGUUGAACUCGAGGUCAUAGCCAGGGCGGCUCAGCUGUUUCCGGAUUUCUAUGCCCCUCUUCUAGUACAACGACGCACGUAGGAAGAUACCGCAGUUCACCAGGCGAUUAACGAUUUCCUCGUUCGCGUCGUACUGAUGGCUCAAGAAGUCUUCACUUAGACCAUCGGGAUGAUCGGGCUCGGGAUCCCAGUCAUCCGAUUCAACGUCCCCGAGUGUCGCCGGUGGUGAUCCGAUGUGAGAUUCCAGGAUGUUUCGUCCUGUUUGUGCCCGAGACGAGGCUUUCGGGGGGGACGAGGCGUUUCCCUCGCCGGUUUUCUUUAGCCAGAGUCAAUUUCGAGAGCCAGGUUGCCCAAGGCGUUCUCCUGAUGAAAAGAACGUAGGACUUCACGCCAGUCUGCAUGGGGCAUGUACAAGUCAAUUUGUAGUCCAACGUCGAUCAUUCACCGAAAGGAUCUGGAUGACGGCCUCGUGCAUGGCUUGCCAUCUGAUAGUGCUCUGCCAGCUGAGGGAAGAGUCUUGGUUCCUGACUGGUAGUCUGCGUCGUCCCGCAGUCAUUGCCAAAUGGCGAGUCUUAAAUGAACGAAACCACCCGGCAAUCGUUGGACUGAUCUCCGGGAGGGACGGGCCUGGCCCGUGACCGAUCUCAGCCUUGGGUUAAUUUCCUCUGAUACCACUUCAUCACCGAAACGAAUUCCUCGGUAUUCACCUCACCGCCUGGUUCGUCCAUCGAAGACCCGUCGUUUUAAAAUGGACACCGUUGGAAAGGUCGAAUUCCACUCUGGCCAAGAGCGGCUGGCUAAGCAGGCUCUUCGUCGCCGGAUAAAUGACCGAGCAGUCAUCGAGAACCCUCUCGCUGACUACACGGAUGACCAACUGGAAGCGGAUGUCAGGUCAUUCGCCCAGACAACCAUGCACGUUGACACGAAGUCCCUUCUCCGAGCCGCACGCGUGGCUAGGCCGGUCAGACUGUACGACGAAGUGGUCAGAAACCCCAGCGAGAGGUGCCGGCAGAGAGCUCCCAGGCCAAUUGACGGCGGAGGAGAAACGGGCGCUUGUACGUGA